AUGAAGCUCCCCAGGCCAUCAUUCCGGAGCCUCGUCCAGCCAUCCCGGAAACUGCUGCCCCUGCAGCGCGGCGGCAUCACCCAAACCGCCUAUCAAAGACCGCAUCAUGUCUUUUCGCGGCCUCAGCGAAGCUACAGCUCCGUAGUAUCAGCAGCCAAUGUUCAGUUUGGCCAACCAGUCCAUGAGACACAUCCCCACAUCCUCAAGGCUGGCGAGCUGACCCCCGGCAUCAGCGCUCAAGAAUAUGCCGACCGUCGGGCUGCUCUCGCUGACGCCAUGUCCGAGGGCGGCGUCGCUGUCCUCCAUGCCGCGUCUCUCCAGUACAAAUCCGGUGCCGUAUUUCACCCUUACCGCCAGGAAACCAACUUCCUCUGGCUGACGGGAUGGGACGAGCCGGAUGCCAUGGCCAUUAUUGAGAAGACUGGGCCAAAAUGGGGUGACUAUCUCUUCCAUAUGUUUGUCAAGGCGAAAAACCCCCGAGAAGAGCAGUGGUCCGGCUAUCGCAACGGCGUCCAGGCCGCCCAGGACGUGUGGAAUGUAGACGAGGCCUGGUCCAUGGACAGAAUCGACUCGGUGCUGCCCAGGCUCCUCGACUCGGCCAAGCUCAUCUACACCGAUGUCGAGUCGGCCAGGGCGUCCAACAACUCGCUAUGGCGCUUCAUCACCGGCAGCAACGGCCCUGCCAAGACGCCCCUGUAUCCCGUCAUGAACAAGCUUCGGGUCAUCAAGAGCCCAGCAGAGGUGACCAACAUGCGCCUGGCCGGCCAAAUCUCCGGUCGUGCCAUCACAAACGCGAUGCGGCGAUCGUGGAUCAAGGAAAAGGACCUGCACGCCUAUCUCGACUACGAAUUCACCAUCAACGGCUGUGAUGGGCCAGCUUACAUCCCCGUCGUGGCAGGCGGCCCACGCGCCAACUGCAUUCAUUACACCGUGAACAACAACGUCUUCAACAACGACGAGCUCAUCCUCGUCGACGCCGGCGGCCAGUACGGCACCUACAUCACCGACAUUUCGCGGACGUGGCCCGCCUCGGGCAAGUUCACCCCGGCCCAGCGAGACCUCUACGAAGCCGUGCUCAAGGUCCAGCGGACAAGCGUCUCCCUCUGCCGCGAAUCUGCCCGGCUGUCGCUAGAGGACAUCCACGGCAUUACGGCCCGUGGCCUGGUCGACCAGCUCAAGAGCAUCGGCUUCAGCAACCUGACCACGGGCAACAUUGACCAGCUGUUCCCCCACCAUGUGGGACACUACAUCGGCCUGGACGUGCAUGACUGCCCAGGGUACAGCAGGAGAGAGAUUCUGCGGAGGGGCCACUGCGUUACCGUCGAGCCGGGCGUCUACGUCCCGGACGACGCGCGGUGGCCCGUUCAUUUCAGGGGUAUGGGCAUUCGCAUCGAGGACAGCAUCUGCGUGGACGAGGACGCGCCGUAUAUUCUCACCACCGAGGCUGUCAAGGAAGUUGCGGAUAUUGAAGCGUUACGAGACUAA
Trichoderma asperellum CBS 433.97 is the source of this 1485-nucleotide messenger RNA. RefSeq lists its product as uncharacterized. Gene Ontology annotation, cellular component: mitochondrion. Gene Ontology annotation, biological process: proteolysis. Gene Ontology annotation, molecular function: manganese ion binding; metalloaminopeptidase activity. The record is from RefSeq and is a predicted model, not a curated record. NCBI's taxonomy places the organism in Eukaryota, Fungi, Ascomycota, Sordariomycetes, Hypocreales, Hypocreaceae.